AUGGCUACCCCCAUCUCCUGGGCCCAGGAGGUCAUCACGUGUGACCUUUGUGACAACCCCACCAAACAAUUCUGUAAUAACUGCCAAGUCAAUUUAUGUGAAGAAUGUAUCAACAAACACGUUAAGAAACAAGAGUCUUUAAAUCAUGAUAUUGUUCCCUUCAAGAACAGAAAGAUACGGCUUGUUUUUCCAAAGUGUGAAUUUCACCCCCAUCAGAGAUGUGAAGCCCACUGUCAACGGUGUGAUAUACCUGUGUGCAUAAAAUGCGUCAUCACUUCCCAUAAUGGACACAACGUAAAAGACAUACCAAGGAUCUUUAAUAACAGAAAACGGGAAAUCCAGAAAGAAAAUCACGAAAUUGAAUCCUCUAUUAUUCCAAAAUAUAAGAAGCAAAAUGAAGAUGCAGAAAAACACAUAACUAAAUCUAUGGAAAAAAUUGAUGAGAUGGAAAAAGAAAUAGAGAAACACAUAAACGUUUGGCAUCAAGAAAAUUUGAUAAAAAAAGUUCAGGAAAACAAGAAAAUGCUGAAGUCUAACAAAGUGUCUGAAGUCACAAAUUACAAAUCGAAGGUAAAGGAGUACAGAAACAUUCCUGCAGACAUUUAUGUGUCAAUUCCUACAUUGAAAACAAAUACAGUCCAAGGGAAAGAACUAAGUAUAGAGCUAGGUGAAUGCAAGGCUACACUGUCACAGACAUCACUCUCCAACCUGACAGAAGAAGUCUCCUAUUUAUCCAUGAAAGAGUUUGUAGACAAAGUCAGAGUUAUUGCCACUAUUCCCACUGGUGCUGAAUCUCCAUUAGUGGUAUGUGUUGGGGCUGAUAAAGCUUGGGUUACUGGAAAAUACAAUACUUUAACAUGUGUUGACAUUCAUGGGUCUGUACAUGAGACUAUUACCACAACAUGUCUAGAUUCUCCCAAUGAUAUCUCUGUAACCAGACAAGGAGAACUGAUGUACAGUGAUAACAAGGAGAACUGA
Messenger RNA from Saccostrea echinata, 978 nucleotides. RefSeq names its product E3 ubiquitin-protein ligase TRIM45-like. Bases 1 to 978 code for a protein of 325 amino acids. NCBI's taxonomy places the organism in Eukaryota, Metazoa, Mollusca, Bivalvia, Ostreida, Ostreidae. Gene Ontology annotation, molecular function: zinc ion binding. The record is from RefSeq and is a predicted model, not a curated record. The transcript is spliced from 2 exons.